ACAUUCUCAACGGAAAAAGUGGCGGUGUCAUUUUUAGGCGGUUGACAUCGGGUGACUGAGAGUGAGUUUGAGCUGAGUACCAGGCACCGCCCCACAGCAGAGUUCAGAAUUGCACUACAAUGUCUGCGGUGGCUUCUCUGCAGUAAGCACACAAAGGUAUCCUUGCAUGCAGUUUUCCGUGCAUUUGGCAGGUUAUGCUGCCCAAAAGCUGUCUGAGUCCCAGUGAGAAAGAGAAGGGCUAAAGCCACACCAGUCCAAACCAGCUUUCCAGCUCCUGUCCAACAGCGACUCCACCUGUAGAGCCAUGAGCAACCCCAGCACACCCAACCAGGUUACAAACGCUGUGGCAUCAGUUAUUCAUGCUCCAGAAUCUCCUGCUUCCUCCUCUACACUUGGGGUUCCACACCCAGAGGAGGAAGACGAUGGGGACCUGAAUAAAGCUUUGGGUGUCCAGCGCUUCCAGCAGAUCCUCCGCCCUGCUGCCUCCGUACCUGAUGAGCAGCACCACACCUACCAUGAGGAAGACAUUGAAUAUCACCGUCACUCCUCUCACCACAUCCACCGGCCUCUGUCCAAACUGCCCUCUGACGUCCGCAGAAAGAAGAGUAACAAGAAACGGAGGAAGGACAAAGAUCACAAAAGCAGCCAUGUUCCCUGCAGUGGCACCAUUGAGGAGGGAGAGGAUGAAGAGGAAGAGGAGGAUGAGGGGACAACUUCAGCUCUAUCUGAGUCAGAAAAAGUCAAAGAUGUGGAGUUCUUCCUGUCUGAUGAAGACCAAAUGGCCAAACGUAGCACAGAGAGCCUUCGCUCGUCCCGAGAGCUGAACAUCGUACCACAGUCUGCUGAGGGGACAGAUACUGAAGAAGCAUCUUUCACUGAUAAACCAGACUCACCCGACGUUUCCAGCCCUGCUCCCCCGUCAGCUCCACCUGAACACCCACCACUGACCCGGGUCUCCUCCACUGGCCGCAGCUACGACCUGCAAGAGCGCCGGCGCACAGGCAACAUGACGGGUGCUGAACAGGCAAAGUACCAGCGCAUCCCCACGGAUGAGAGCGAAGCCCAGACGCUGGCUUCUGCUGACCUGGAUGGCAUCAAGAGCCAUCGUUUUGAGGAUGUUCCUGGCGUACGCAGACACCUCGUCAGGAAGAGCACUAAAGGACAAGUGGUGCACACUGGCAAAGACCACAAAGAGCCGACAACUCGCAGUCGAAAGCAGGACCGUACCCCACAUGAGGUGUUUGUGGAGCUGAAUGAGCUGACUAUGGACAAGAACCAGGAGAUGCAGUGGAAGGAGACGGCCCGUUGGAUCAAGUUUGAGGAAGAUGUAGAGGAGGAAACAGAUCGUUGGGGGAAACCUCACGUUGCUUCACUCUCUUUCCGCAGUUUGCUGGAGCUCAGAAAGACAAUCUCUCAUGGUGCGGUGCUGCUGGACCUGGACCAGAAGACACUGCCUGGCAUUGCCCACCAAGUGGUGGAGAAGAUGAUAAUUUCAGAUCAGAUUAAAGCUGAAGACCGGGCCAACGUUCUGAGGGCUCUGCUGCUUAAACACAGUCACCCGAGCGAUGAGAAGGAGCACAGUAGCCAUUUCCCCAGAAACAUCUCUGCAGCCAGCCUCGGCAGUCUGCUCGCACACCACCACAGUACCAACCAUAUCCAUCAGCAGGAACCCUCGGUGACCGACCCCCUCAUGGGCACCACUAACUCCACAGGGGACAGUGACACACACAUAGACAUGGAGAAGAAUGAUCUACAGAAGGAGCUGAUGCUUGGCUCUGGCAUGCAUCGGUCUAAGUCCAAACAUGAGCUGAAACUGCUGGAAAAGAUUCCUGAGAAUGCUGAGGCCACGGUGGUCCUUGUGGGCAGUGUGGACUUCCUGGAACAGCCCACCAUGGCGUUUGUUAGGCUGCAGGAGGCGGUGGAACUGGAGUCUGUCCUGGAAGUGCCUGUGCCAGUCAGGUUCCUCUUUGUUUUGCUUGGACCUCCAACCAGCAGCAUGGACUACCAUCAGAUAGGACGUUCCAUCUCUACCCUCAUGUCUGACAAGCAAUUUCACGAGGCAGCUUACUUGGCAGAUGACAGGCAGGACCUGCUGAACGCCAUCAACAGCUUCUUGGAUUGCAGCAUCGUGCUGCCACCUUCCGAGAUGGCAGAUGACGAGCUGCUGCGCUCCGUUGCUCGCUUCCAGAGGGAGAUGCUGCGAAAGAGAGAAGAACAAGAGGUCAAACUGCUCGCCAAGACGCCUAAAAGCUUUGAGGAAAAAGAGGCCCUCCUCACACCUUCGAAAAAGUCAGAUGACCCCUUACAGCGCACUGGGCGCCCGUUUGGUGGGCUGAUACGAGAUGCGCGACGCCGUUACCCGAAAUACUUCAGCGACUUCAAGGACGCCCUGAACAGUCAGUGCAUGGCUGCGGUUAUCUUCAUCUACUUUGCUGCCCUCUCUCCAGCUAUAACAUUUGGAGGGUUGCUUGGCGAGAAGACAGACGGUCUGAUUGGCGUCUCUGAGCUGAUCAUAUCGACAGCGGUGCAGGGUAUCCUUUUCUCUUUGCUUGGAGCUCAGCCGCUCCUGGUUGUGGGCUUUUCUGGACCCAUACUGGUUUUUGAAGAAGCUUUCUUCAGUUUCUGCAAAGCAAACAGCAUAGAGUACCUAACAGGCCGGGUCUGGAUCGGGUUUUGGCUUAUCAUCAUCGUGGUGGUCAUGGUUGCCUUUGAAGGCAGCUUCCUGGUGCGUUUUGUCUCCCGAUUUACCCAGGAAAUCUUCUCCUUCCUCAUCUCCCUCAUCUUCAUCUGCGAGACCUUUAUCAAGCUUGGCAGGAUUUUUAAGGAGCACCCACUGAAACGCUGCUCCUUCAACAGCAGCACAGAAGAUGUCGUCUCCAUGGACAACAACACUCUAGUGCUGAGCAACAGCACGGAGCCCGUGGCAGUGAGUGUCACCGGGGAGCCCAACACUGCGCUACUCUCUCUGGUUCUCACAACCGGAACAUUUUUCAUCGCUUACUACCUGCGCAAGUUCAAGAACAGCCCGUUCUUCCCUGGAAGGUUACGCAGGGUUAUUGGAGAUUUUGGAGUACCUAUUGCAAUCCUUAUUAUGGUUUUGGUGGAUUACUGCAUUGAAGACACAUACACACAGAAACUGAGUGUUCCCAGAGGAUUCUCUGUGACGAGUCCAGACAAACGUGGCUGGAUUAUCAAUCCUCUGGGUUCGGAUGGAGAAUUCCCCAUCUGGAUGAUGUUUGCCUGUUGUUUGCCAGCUCUGCUAGUUUUCAUCCUCAUCUUCAUGGAGACUCAGAUCACAACCCUCAUAGUCAGUAAGAAGGAGCGGAUGUUGGUCAAGGGUUCGGGUUUCCACCUGGACCUGCUUCUGAUUGUGGUUGUGGGUGGCAGCAUGGCGCUGUUUGGCCUGCCAUGGAUGGCGGCUGCCACCGUUCGUUCAGUGACCCACGUCAACGCCCUCACCGUCAUGAGUAAGGCCGUUGCCCCUGGAGACAAACCUCGCAUCCAGGAAGUGAAGGAACAAAGGGUAACUGGGCUCCUUGUCGCUGUCAUGGUUGGCCUGUCCAUCGUGAUAGGUGACCUUCUGCGUCAGAUCCCCCUGGCAGUGCUGUUUGGCAUCUUCCUCUACAUGGGUGUGAUGUCACUCAAUGGCAUCCAGCUAACAGAACGAAUGAUGUUGCUCCUCAUGCCACCAAAGUACCACCCUGACCAUACCUAUGUGCGCAAGGUUCGUACACUGCGCAUGCAUCUCUUCACCACCAUCCAGGUUGUGUGUUUGGCCGUCCUGUGGACCGUUAUGUCAACCCAGGCGUCUUUGGCUUUCCCCUUUGUCCUUAUCCUCACAGUCCCCAUCAAGAUGUUUGUGCUGCGACGCAUCUUCACUGCCAGGGAGAUGGCAUGCCUGGAUGCAGAUGAUGCAGAGCCGAAGUUGGACGAGCGCGAGGGCUACGAUGAGUACUCAGAGAUGCAAAUGCCUGUGUAACCCACAAUAAACCCUCUCGUUACCACUGAACCUCCUAUCAGCAAACACCAAAAUCUGUCUUUUAAAACCCAUGAGAUCUGGGUGAACACAUGAAAGUAAAGAGUGCUGGAGGUCUGGUCAAACAUCUAAAUAUUCACAUGGCUUUUCUGCUGGUUAACAGCUGUUAGUGGCUGCAAAGAAUAAAUCAAGGAGAUUAGCAUUUAUUCAUUCAUGAAAUAUUUUUUUUAAUAAAACAUUUAUUUCAGGGGACAAGAGAUUCCAAAUCAAAUGAUGCGAUCUCGAGCUCAAAAUUAAACAUAACAGUAGACAGACUUGCAAGAAUUAGUUUUUAGCCCUGAAAUGUUGCUAUGAUUCACAUUGAAUAUGUGGAGAACAUAUAGGAUACAUUCCUCAACAUUAACAUGUAGUUGAAUUUGUUACUUUUUCUUUUGUUUAUGCUCACCAAGCGCCUUAUGAAGGAAACAGAUAUGCUGAGCUGUUUUUUUUCUCCUCCUGUCUUAUUUUAGACAGGUGAUCACUUUAUCUAAACAGUAGCUCAUAACACUUUUUUUUAAAACACCAAAUCUGAACAAUGACUGUAAUAUAUGUAAUUGUUUUAGUCUUGUAGUGUCCCUGUGAACCUCUUUUUUUUUAAUCAAAUCAUUUAGAUGAGAUUCUUAAAUGAACUGAUUGAUUUUAAGCUUGCCCUUCCUUAAUCAUACAUGUAUUUAUAGUAAUAUGUAAUGCAAUGGUUUCAAUGAUCUUCAACCUGCAGUGACGCAAGAUUACCAGCAGAGGGAGUUUUGAGAAGACUUUUAAAGGUUAAGAUAAUGCACCAAAUGCAAUUUUAUUGGUACACUAAUGCCAUGACAUCUUUAUUAUUAUCAUUAUUUUUAUUUUCUGCCCAUGCUGUCUUGCUUUAAGUAGAAAAUGAGACAGUGGCAUAAUAAAUACACCUAAAUGUUCUCUCACACAUGUUUCUGGCACUACAGUACUAAUGUAGGCCUCACUUGGUGUUGGUUGGUUUAUGGGAAAUGCUGUAAUUUGUUAGUUUCUUUGACUAAGUGCCAAAUGUCCUGUAAAAAUAACAUUGUGGUCAGAACAAUAAGCUGCAGUUUAGUCACGUCUUUUCUUGUCUUAGCUGCUUUUGAAGAAGCGAUGAUGAACAUAUUUUAAUAAUACAACAUUCCACCUUUCACUUUCUGUGGUUGCAACAUUUCUCUUGCAAUCAUGUCAACUUGGUCAACCAAAUUUCCAAAAAGAUUGUUUAGACAAUCUCAAUGCAUUGCUGAGAGGGAAAGCUUUUAAAAGUAUAUAUAUUUUUUUUUGUUUUGUUUUGUUUUUUUUUAGUUUUGCAUCAUGUUGCAUCAGCGUGACAUGGAUUGGUUCAAGUUUUGACUGUGUCAAAAUGAAAUUUUCUGUCCACUGUUACACUCAAAAAUGUUUUUCAGACACUACUUUUCCCUUUGACCUGUCUCAGCCUGACUGAAGUUGUGAUCUUGUGCCUGUUUGGUGUCAAAACUGCACAAAAUUUCAAGUGCCUGUGGGACCACGAAGCAAUGAAUCCACUACAAGUGUCUUGUGUGUGUGUUAGGAUAGCACAUGUUACAGUUGUUAGCACUUUUGACCCUGAUAAAUCAAACAUCUCUGAUUUAUUUAUCUGUUGCAAUAUGUGACAUCACUGCUGUUUGUCAUGACGUAUUUGAAGAAUACAACAGAUGUUUUUUUUUUGUUAAAUGUUCACACACUCAGCUGCACUUUGAUCAUGACAGUGAAAAUUAGUUUGAGUAGUGGGCAGUUCAGUGCAGUGUGGGUUUUGUUUCUGAUAAUUGUGCCUGUGAAUGAGUGAUGUUAACCUAUGUAUCUCAAUGUAGUGUCAUUAAAUGCUGAUUAAAGUACGUAGAGUCAUUUCAGAAGCAAUACAAAGUCCACGAGGCUGUUGCUGAUGCUCCCAUGCACAUUACUGGCUCAGAUAUUGAUGAAAAAUAAAAGUUAUUUUCUAUUU
Molecule: messenger RNA, 5963 nt
Organism: Melanotaenia boesemani (Boeseman's rainbowfish)
Lineage: Eukaryota; Metazoa; Chordata; Actinopteri; Atheriniformes; Melanotaeniidae
Gene: slc4a2b
Product: solute carrier family 4 member 2b
Exons: 25
Coding region: 305-3979 (1224 amino acids)
Biological process (GO): transmembrane transport; monoatomic anion transport; bicarbonate transport
Cellular component (GO): plasma membrane; basolateral plasma membrane; apical plasma membrane
Molecular function (GO): solute:inorganic anion antiporter activity; monoatomic anion transmembrane transporter activity
Source: RefSeq, a predicted model, not a curated record